CGACCAGAGCCACUGUCGUCUGCAAAGGAGUCCUUCCUAGUAACCGUUGUCAGUUUGUACCAGUUUCUCAUGUUCGCCGGCCUCGCCCAGGGCGUGGCACCGGCUCUCACUAUCGCCGAGUCGUUUCCAGAUAUACCGAGCGGCCAGCACUCGUGGUUCACCGCAGCCUAUACACUCGCCAUCGGGGCCUUUGCCCUCACCGCGGAACGUCUGGGUGACGUCUUUGGCCGCAAGCCCGUUAUCAUCACCGGCUGCCUCUGGUUCGCGCUCUGGAGCCUUCUCGCCGGCUUCUCCGUCAACGUCCAAAACGGCGGGGCAGACGGCACCGCCUACCUCUGCUUCUGUCGUGCCAUGCAGGGUCUGGGGCCGGCGCUCUGCGUAGCCAAUGGCUUCUCGGUUCUCGAAAAGGCGCUACCGCCGAGCCAGAGGAAAGACAUGGCGCUGGCGUUCUUCAGCGCCGCCGCACCCGUGGGCUUCGUGGUAGGCGCGGUGAUGUCGUCUCUGUUCGCCUACAACGAUUCCUGGGAAUGGUCCUUCUUCGUCCUCGCGGCCGUCAACAUCUCCGCCGCCGGCCUCAGCCUUCUAGUCGUCCCACGGCAAGCCCCUCGGAAAGGCCCAUAUGAUCAUACCAUCUGGGUCCAACUCGACAUAUCCGGAACCCUCCUCGGCAGCAGCGGUCUCGCCCUAUUCAGUUUCGCAUGGAACCAGGCACCGGCCGUGGGUUGGCGCACACCGUACACUUACUUCAUCCUCAUCAUCGGCGCCAUGCUCCUCGCCGCCUUUUUCUACAACGAGACCGCCGCCGCGAACCCCCUCCUCCCGCUGCGCGCCCUGACUUCGAGGCCCAACCUGAUCCUAGGCUGCACGGCAGCGGUGUGGGCCUGCUUCAUCAUCUGGGCCUUUUACAGCUUCCAAACCCACGAGGUCCUGCGUAGCUGGGACCCGCUCCUGGCCAGCGCGGGCUUCGUACCUGUCGCCGUCGAGGCCGUAGCCGUGGGCCUGCUACUGGCGUAUCUCAUGCCCGGAGAGGAGGUAUACUGGGCGUUCUUCGCAGCCGUCUUGUCCUUUCUACUGGCAUCCAUACUCAUGGCGACGGCACCGUCCGACCAGACGUAUUGGGCAAACACGUUCGUCAGCACCUUAUUCGCUCCGCUUGGGAUGGUCCUGACUACGCCUCUUGCCACCAUCCUGCUCAGACAAAACCUGGCAGAUGGGCACCAAGGAGUCGCGAAUGGUCUUGUUCUGGCUGUGUCGAGUUACGCCAUGUCGCUGGCUAUGGGGAUCGCGAGGACCGUAGAGGUCCAAGUUGAUUCAAGUGGCACGGAAAAGCUGUCCGGGUUUCAUGGGGCUCAAUAUCUCGGGAUCGGUCUAAGUGGCCUGGCAGUAAUAUGUGCAACAGUACUCCUGGUA
Colletotrichum acutatum is the source of this 1410-nucleotide messenger RNA. Its product is annotated as major facilitator superfamily. The transcript has a single exon. Gene Ontology annotation, biological process: transmembrane transport. The annotation marks the transcript as partial. Gene Ontology annotation, molecular function: transmembrane transporter activity. Lineage: Eukaryota; Fungi; Ascomycota; Sordariomycetes; Glomerellales; Glomerellaceae. The record is from RefSeq and is a predicted model, not a curated record. Gene Ontology annotation, cellular component: membrane.